CCGUCUAUGCACAGGCUCUUUACUAUUAACGUGCUCUAUCAGGUUGCGGAUUCUCAUUCUAAAGCCUAUAGUCAGCUCCAUUUCUUAAUCAUGUUUUACUUACAGUUUCUCAUUUCGUGCCUAUUCACUAUUAAUUGUUUUGGUUCUAAAUUUUUUGCCAAAGUUGUUUUUAUAUCGGACACCGCCAAUAUAUUUCGUUUGGUUCUCAAUAUGUUUUAUGCUUUAGAAUUGAAGUGCUUCUUAUAUUCAUAAGCAUGCUUAUCCCUGGAUUAUCUCUCAUCUUACCCCCUUUUCUAUUUAGCUAUUACACGCGGAUCUACUACUGUCCAUAAUGAUAUUCUUUUCUUCAAUUGUUUCUCUACUACAAACUUCUCUAUGUCUAUUGUACAACAGCUAACUCAUCAUUUUUGCCAUUAUAUGCCUAACGUCACUCGUCCUUCUACUACAC
Cokeromyces recurvatus is the source of this 448-nucleotide messenger RNA. RefSeq lists its product as uncharacterized. The coding region runs from base 7 to 252 and encodes 81 amino acids. The record is from RefSeq and is a predicted model, not a curated record. The transcript has a single exon. Lineage: Eukaryota; Fungi; Mucoromycota; Mucoromycetes; Mucorales; Mucoraceae.